Molecule: messenger RNA, 1313 nt
Organism: Trematosphaeria pertusa
Lineage: Eukaryota; Fungi; Ascomycota; Dothideomycetes; Pleosporales; Trematosphaeriaceae
Product: 50S ribosomal protein-like protein L3
Exons: 3
Coding region: 46-1023 (325 amino acids)
Biological process (GO): translation
Cellular component (GO): ribosome; mitochondrial large ribosomal subunit
Molecular function (GO): structural constituent of ribosome
Source: RefSeq, a predicted model, not a curated record
CUCAUCGAAAUCUCCAAAUAUCAAUCCAACGCCAGUAUUUUCAAGAUGCCGCUCAAGGCGCCCCUCAAUUGGGGUCUCUUACCCCCAUCCUUUCUCCUGCCCUCAUCAACACGCUCCCUAAUCCCACUAAUACCGCUCUCCUCCCAUCUCCCGAAGCCCUCGCACACCACCAUUCGCACCAUAAAAUCGACAAACACGCCGCGGCCCGACCGCUUCGCGCACCACCCGAAGAAGCCCGCUCUAAACAGCACAUCGACUGCGGCGCUCGCGCGAAAAGCGCACUCCACGCCCCUCCGCACCGGCCUGCUCGCCGUAAAGCGCGGCAUGACAGCCGUCUUCGACCCGGAGAGCGGGAAACGCACGCCCUGCACCGUCCUGCAGCUCGAUCGCAAUCAGGUUAUCGCGCACAAGACGAGGGAGAAGAACGGGUACUAUGCGGUGCAGGUAGGCGCGGGCGAGCGCAUGGCGUGGAACGUGAGCAAGCCGAUGCUGGGGCAUUUUGCGGCGGCGGCGGUUAGUCCGAAGAGGUGGGUCGUGGAGUUUAAGGUCAGGGGGGAGGAGGGGUUGAAGGUCGGCGUUGGGGAGGGGUUGGGCGCCGCGUGGUUUACGCCCGGGCAGUGGGUCGAUGUUAGGGGCGUGUCGAGGGGGAUGGGGUUUGCGGGUGGCAUGAAACGCCACGGCUUCAGCGGUCAACCUGCGUCCCACGGUCAAUCGCUCAUGCACCGCGGCAUGGGUUCAGCCGGAGGUUCGCAAGGUUCCGGUUCGCGCGUACUUCCCGGGAAGCGAAUGGCGGGAAACAUGGGCAAUGAGCGGGUCACGGUUAAGAAUCUCAAGGUGCUGCAGGUCGAUGAAGCGAACGGCAUCGUGGUCGUGACUGGCUGCGUACCCGGCCCAAAGAACCAGAUAAUAAGAGUCCAGGAUGCAAUUGGGAAGCCUUGGCCGAAAGGCCCAAUGUCGACGCGGGAGAUCGUGCCACCUUCGAUAGCGCCGGCUGUUGCAGAAGCGGUGGCUACUGCGGCGUGAGACGUGUACGUUUUCGUGUAAAUGUAGGAAAGUGUACCAUAAAUCCCAUAAAGGGCGUUUCGGGUCGCAUUAAGAGGUGCAUUUUGGGAGGAGCUAGCUAUGCAGCGUUUUUGUACACUGGCAAGCUAUUUCUUAAGUUAGGGAGGCUAUUAUCCGUUAGCAAAUAGCUAUCGCUAUCCGCGACGUUAGAGCUUAGAAAGGUAUAUGCCGCUGUCUUGAGUCCGCGGAAUCGCUCACAAUUCCUUGUAGCGAAUAAGAAUAUCCUAUCGCGCUGUAGCGCUCCAGAUAGA